Messenger RNA from Lotus japonicus, 893 nucleotides. RefSeq names its product squamosa promoter-binding-like protein 3. Gene Ontology annotation, molecular function: DNA-binding transcription factor activity; DNA binding. The record is from RefSeq and is a predicted model, not a curated record. Bases 151 to 612 code for a protein of 153 amino acids. Lineage: Eukaryota; Viridiplantae; Streptophyta; Magnoliopsida; Fabales; Fabaceae. Gene Ontology annotation, biological process: flower development. The transcript has 2 exons. Gene Ontology annotation, cellular component: nucleus.
UCAUCUUAUUCUUUUAACCCUUCUGUGUUUUUCUAUUUAUAUCAACACAUUUUUAUGGUCUUCGCCUUGUCUUGACUCUUGACUUCUCCAUAACCUUGUUCAUCAGGUGAUUCAUUGAUCCUCUUUUUCUGCAGAAUUCCCUGAACACUUAUGGAUGGAAGGUGGAGUGAGGGAAAGAGGAUCUUGAUGUACAAGGAAGAGGAUGAGUGUGAAGAAGAGCAAGAAGAUGAAGAAGAAGAAGAAGAGGCCGUACUUUAUGGAGAGGAUGGAAUUAGGAAGAAAAGGGUGGUGGUGACUGAUCUAUACAGCAAGAGAGGGUCCAAAGCCGGAGGCUCAGCUGUGCCGCCUUCUUGUCAGGUGGAGGGUUGCUAUGCUGAUCUAAGCGGCGCUAAGGCGUACCACCGGCGGCACAAGGUGUGUGAGCACCAUGCCAAGGCUCCUUCCGUACUACUUUCUGAACAACAGCAAAGGUUUUGCCAGCAAUGCAGCAGGUUUCAUGAACUGUCAGAGUUUGAUGACACAAAAAGGAGUUGUAGAAGGCGCUUGGCUGGACAUAAUGAGAGGCGUCGCAAAAAUGCAUCUGAAUUUCAAGGAGAAGGAUUUAAUGGAUGAGGAGAUAUAUUAAUUUCAGACUUUCUCUCUUAAUUAGGGGACAAGUCAAGCCGCCAAGCACCACAUGAGCAUUAAAAUAAAAUCCCCCAUGCAUGAAUCCUUCCUAUUCAAUCUGCGGAAGCUCUCUCUCUUCUGUCAAAUCCUUGUCAUUUUAAGAUAUAUAUUGUUGUUGCUGAGUUAUAUCUAUCAAUCUAUGGAAUAUUUUCACCUGAUGAAUUCAUAAAAAAGCUUGCUUCACUAGCUACAUGCAUGCCUAUAUUUAGUAUGUGUGUUUCUUUUAA